CGUCGCUGACGAACAGCAAGGGCCAAAGGCGUCGUUCCUGACAAAAACCUGCGGUAGCGGUCACUGCGGAGCCUUCCUGGGGAAGAGAGACAGGCAGGGGGGUUGUCCGGUUGCUUUCUGGGCCCCUACCUGUCCUUUGGGAUUUACUGGCUUUGAGCAAUUCGAAACGCAGCCGUUAUUCCUGGGGCCGUCACGGAGACGCUGCUGCUUUUUGCCUUGGGUAAAAGAAAUUUCUUUUGCGCCUUUUAAUAAUAGCCUGUUGGAGGCUAAGUCAUCGAGGAAGCCCCGCUUCACAUAUCUGCCAAAAUAUGGAAGAGCUGUCAGGACUUAAUCAUGGCACAUGACUCGAAGGUUUCUCGAUUGCUAGGUGCUUUCAAAAACCAAAAACAGGUGACCAGAAGUUUUGGUAGUGCUGUACAAACAGUAACUUUAAUCCCAGGGGAUGGCAUAGGACCUGAGAUUUCUGCUGCUGUCAUGAAGAUCUUUGAUGCUGCCAAAGCUCCUAUUCAGUGGGAAGAGAGGAACGUUACAGCUAUCCAGGGACCAGGAGGGAAGUGGAUGAUACCUCCAGAUGCCAAAGAAUCCAUGGACAAAAACAAAAUGGGAUUAAAAGGGCCUUUAAAGACCCCAAUUGCUGCAGGGCACCCAUCAAUGAAUCUGCUUCUGCGCAAAACCUUUGACCUUUAUGCAAAUGUACGUCCCUGUGUCUCCAUUGAAGGGUACAAAACCCCAUAUACGGAUGUGAAUAUUGUCACAAUUCGAGAGAACACAGAAGGCGAAUACAGUGGAAUUGAGCACGUGAUUGUUGAAGGUGUUGUGCAGAGUAUCAAGCUGAUCACAGAAGAGGCUAGCAAGCGUAUUGCAGAAUUUGCUUUUGAGUAUGCCAGAAAUAACCAGAGAAGCCAUGUUACUGCUGUGCACAAGGCAAAUAUUAUGAGAAUGUCUGAUGGGCUUUUCUUGAGAAAAUGCAGGGAGGCAGCAGAAAACUGUAAAGAUAUUAAAUUUAAUGAAAUGUAUCUGGAUACUGUGUGUCUGAAUAUGGUUCAGGAUCCAUCACAAUUUGAUGUGCUUGUUAUGCCAAACUUGUAUGGUGACAUCCUCAGUGACUUGUGUGCUGGACUGAUUGGGGGUCUUGGAGUAACACCAAGCGGAAACAUUGGUGCUAAUGGAGUUGCGAUUUUUGAAUCAGUUCAUGGAACAGCACCAGACAUUGCAGGAAAAGACUUGGCAAAUCCAACUGCCCUUCUUCUGAGUGCUGUAAUGAUGUUGCGUCACAUGGGACUACACAAACAUGCCACAAAAAUUGAGACAGCUUGCUUUGAUACAAUUAAAGAUGGAAAGGUCUUGACAAAAGACUUGGGAGGUGGCGCCAAAUGUUCGGAAUUCACAGAAGAGAUCUGCCGCAGAGUACGGGACACAGACUAAACUUUUCUCAUACUACUUGUAAUAACUCUGAAAGGAUACAUCACACAAAGUACAUCAUAUGUAACCUGAUACCCAUAUAGUUUGCUUGUCUCUUCAGAGAACAAACUUUUUAGUUAGGGCCUCUCUGUUAAUUAAUUUAGUCCAAAUGGCUACAAAUUAUGCUUGUGCCUGCUUUCAGUGGACUUUUCUAAGUGCUUUGUCUUAUUUAUUUUUUCUAUCUGGUGAACAUUUUUAUGUAAGUGAAUUCUUUUACUGCCACUGUAACUGUCUACCAUUUUCAAUGUGAACCAGAGGUUUUUACUUUCCACAAAGAAAAAUUAUGCAAAUAAACCAGUAACAGAAUUAGUGAAAUCUAAAAGCACCUUAAUGGUUAAAACCUACUUUAUUGAUCUUACUGAAAUUUAAAAGAUAGGUUUUCAGCCUAACAAUAGCACAAGAUGACCUUCAUAAACAGAAACGGGUAUAAAAUAACUUAAAAUAGCAAUUUCAUGUUAAGAGCAAUGAAAAAAAUACUUUAGAUACUGUGGUGAUUCAUGAAAUAUAGCCUUGCCCUCUAAGGGCAUGAAUAAAGAAAUACAAAUGUGUAUUUUAAAAAAAACCCAGAACCAUUAACCAGCAAGAUGUGAGAACUAAUGUUGAAGUAAAAUUAUUUUUCAAAUCUAUUUACCAAAAUAAUUCUUACAAAUUUUCCUCUCUGAAACACACUUUACAACAGAGUUAUAAUGCAAGUAAAUUAUACAAAAUUACUUCUGCCAUGUAUUGUGAGGGGAAAGCAUUAACUUUACGAAUUUAUACUAAUUAUUUCAUGACUUCUGCUAGAAUGCUUUUUGUGUUGUACUUUUAUGCAUAGUAUGUUCAGUGUGUCUUACUGUAUUGACUAGUAAUUUCAUUCUAGAAACUCCGAAUGUAAGGGACUAGUCCUAAAUGGAUUGAGACAGAUCAAAGGUUUGGCUCUGGUGCCUAUGUUCCAGAAAUACAUUUCAUCCCUAUUCAGGGGGAUCUGAGGCUAUUUUUUGCCCUGCUUACUGAGCUUAAUGGGUGCAAAAGCAACUCUUUUCCCUCCCUUCUUCAUUGCAUACAGGUUGUCAUAUGAGUCAUUCUGAUCUGUAUGUCUUAAGGUAUGCUUCCAUUAGUAACCUUACCAGAAAAACAUGUAUUUUAAAACUCAUGACUAUAGGACAGGAUUAUCCCUACUGCCAGAACCAGGUUUCUUAAAGCUUAAUUCUAUGAACAGAUAUUACUCCACUUUCUAUUGAGACUGUUUAGGCUGGUUGUUUCAGAGAUAAAAUAAAUUUUGAGUAACUUCCUAGUGUCACUCAAAGUAAGCAUGCCAGCUUUUUUUGUAUAGGCUAACAACAUGUUGGAGGAGGGACAACGAGCUUUAUUCCUUGUGCAUUCUGCUUUUGGUGAAUAGGGCAACAUUUCUUUCUGUGUUUUACAAGCUGCUGCUUCCUUGUUUCCUUUAGAUUAAUGUUAAAGAACUUCUGAAUUACCAUUACGCACAAAAUGGGGAAAAUAAACUUUUCAAAGUCCUAUUGCUUGGGGUUUUUUUACAAUUACAGGCUGCUGUCUUGUUGUCUUGGUUCAGCUGAUGGUUGGUACUUGCAACAAAUCUUAAGUCUGUAAGAUGCCUAAGACUGGUAAUGGAACUUUCAUGGAAAUGAUACCCUAUUCUACAGGACUCUCUUAACUGAGAACAGUGGUUAUAGGUUGGCUGCUUGUGUUAGCUGUUACAACUCUGCCAAAGAUCACAUACUAACAGCAAACCCUUUAGACAACUUUGUCAAGUAUGUCCUUCACAUAAUACGACUGACUGACUUUUUACAAGGAGAAGAAGAAACACAGCUCACAUUUUUCAGAAUUAAUACAAUGUGAAUAUUGAAGCAUGCAGGUAGUGUUGCAACACACUGACACAUUGCUUCUAAACACCAUUGCUUAAAAAAAAAUGCUGUAAACAAUUUUAAAGAAGUUUCUGUUCUAAACAGCACUUUAAUGUGAGAGCUCCUGUAUUUGCUACUUCAUGUCUUUCAGUCUUAGGGAGUAUUCCCUCAACUUUGAUUAUUUGUUUUUAGGAGAAAUAGUAAUGCUAAUUUCAACAUGAAUUUAUGAAAUUAUGAGCUGCUGUUUUCACAAAAGUCUGAAUUCUAGCCACUGUAGAAAUGGAAUGUCUUUAGAUUCAUAAAUGUUGUGUUAGUGAACACAAAUAAACUCAUCUCUGGGAGGGGAAAAAACCCAGCCCUUCUGACUUUUCUUUAAUAAUUAUCUUUAUCAUAGGAGUGGUAUAAGUGUCACUAAGCAGUACUGUUAACUACUGAUCUACCAAAAUAUAUCAUGAGCUACGGGCAACCUCCUGUAGAACA
Messenger RNA from Egretta garzetta (little egret), 3785 nucleotides. It is a transcript of the gene IDH3A, whose product is annotated as isocitrate dehydrogenase (NAD(+)) 3 catalytic subunit alpha. The transcript has 11 exons. Gene Ontology annotation, cellular component: mitochondrion. Lineage: Eukaryota; Metazoa; Chordata; Aves; Pelecaniformes; Ardeidae. Gene Ontology annotation, molecular function: magnesium ion binding; NAD binding; isocitrate dehydrogenase (NAD+) activity. Bases 334 to 1425 code for a protein of 363 amino acids. The record is from RefSeq and is a predicted model, not a curated record. Gene Ontology annotation, biological process: isocitrate metabolic process; tricarboxylic acid cycle.